Molecule: messenger RNA, 2844 nt
Organism: Perca flavescens (yellow perch)
Lineage: Eukaryota; Metazoa; Chordata; Actinopteri; Perciformes; Percidae
Product: adhesion G protein-coupled receptor G3
Exons: 12
Coding region: 163-1830 (555 amino acids)
Biological process (GO): adenylate cyclase-activating G protein-coupled receptor signaling pathway; cell surface receptor signaling pathway
Cellular component (GO): plasma membrane
Molecular function (GO): G protein-coupled receptor activity
Source: RefSeq, a predicted model, not a curated record
UACUACUCAUCAAUAAAUCAACAGUGUGACAAAAAAAGGAAAUUAACAUCAGCAUCUUAAAGGAGUUGAGUCACCCUUUAAAAGGCGUCAGACAUGAAUCACUUCUCGUCCCUAUCACCUCUCCGCCUCCUCUCUGCCACCACCAUGUGACAUAAUGCAGAUAUGAAACUCCCUGAUCAUUCAUCAAGCAGAACACUGCUGUGCAGGGAACAGUCACAUCACAUGUGUUUGAGCAUCACUGAGACGAUGUGGAUUACUUUUUCUUUAGUCACGCUUGCGUGGUUUUCUACAGCCCAAGCUGGCGGCAACUGUGAACAUGUCUUUGAUGAAUGUCUAAAACAACAACAACAAGGUGGUGGCCCCUGGACCAGGUGCUAUGAGGACAGGAUUGGAAGCUGUAGGCAAAGUAGAAGCCAACAGAUCCCAAACUUCAUUCAUCGGAGGGUGAGCUGGUCUGAUAAGGUUGAAGCGAGUCCCACUCCUGAACACAGCGUUUACAUCCCAGCCUCGGCCCUCCAGAGAAGCAGGGGAUCUGUGUCUGACGAGGAGAUACUGCUGGUGGCCUCUGUGAUCAACAGCACUCAUUUCCAGUUGGCUCCCACUCGGUCAAAAGCAAGACUAUUCACACCACCAGACCGGCCUGUCCGCAGUGUUUUGGGGGGGUUAGUCCUGGCAGUGAGGGCAGGGAACCUUCCUGUCAAAAACCUCUCCCAACCCAUCAAAUUAACCUUCAAACACAACAAACAGGUGGGAAAUGGGGAAUGUGUGUUUUGGCAGGAGUCAACGCUUAAUGAUGGAGGUAGCUGGAGCACAGAGGGCUGUGAUACCGAUGACACCGGAGCUGAAUUUAUUUGCAGCUGCAACCACAUGAGCUUCUUUGCUGUGCUUGUGAACCCUGUGUUAUCAGUGGGAGAAAGUGAUGCUGUGAACCUGAGUUAUAUCACCUACAUUGGCUCAGCACUCUCCAUCUUCUUCACAGUCAUCAGCUUGAUCCUCUAUAUAUGUCUACAACGUCGGCGUCCGGAGAAGGCUAUCGGGGUGCAUUUGCAACUAACAGGAGCGCUGCUCUGCCUCCAUCUCACCUUCCUGCUGUGCAGCUUCUGGGUGUGGCAUCUGAAUGAGAAUGAGGAGGGCUGGGUUUGCCGGGGUCUGGGUCUCUUUUUACACUGGUCCCUGCUGGCCACCUUCAGCUGGGCGGCUCUGGAAGGCUUCCACCUCUACCUUCUCUUAGUCCGAGUCUUCAACAUCUACGUCAGGAGAUACCUGCUAAAGCUCAGCGUGGUGGGAUGGGGUGUUCCAACACUGGUUGCAGUGGUUUGUGGGAUUUCAGGUGUUUAUGGCAAAUACAGUCCGAGGAAUGCCGACAACCAGACUUCAUCAGCACAGAUAUGCUGGAUGAGCAGCCAGUUCCCACAGAGGCUCCUGGUCAGCUUCAUCACUACCGUGGCCGUCCCAUGUGUGCUGAUGAUACUGUGUAAUUCCUGCAUGCUGGGGCUGGUGGUGUUUAAGCUCUGGGGGCUACGGGCAGGUAGUGGAGGCGCUGAAAGCAGUGGCUGGAAGAAGAUAAACAGGGAGAAAGGGAUGAAGUUAUUGAAAGACUGUGCCAAAGUGCUGGGCCUCAGCUGUGUGCUGGGCUUACCUUGGGGGUUAGCGAGCAUCACCUACAUCUCCCUCCCUGGGAUCUACAUAUUCACUAUACUAAACUCCCUGCAGGGUGUAUUUAUGUUCCUGUGGUCUGUGGCUUUGACCUGCAAGUCUCGGUCUGACAAUAACUCCUCAACCAGAGACCCUUCUUCUCAGAAAAUAAUGACCACCAGUUUCAACAACUGAUGUUCACAACUACAACAGAUGUAUUAUCUACUGCCUAUAUUAGGUGUUCCUUUGGAGUCCAGUUAUGUGCAGUUAAAUGAUAACAUUACUUAAUCAGCUCAUGUCUCAUCAUGUCUUGCAACUUCUUGAAAUCAAGAUGGCAGACACACAUGCAUCAUGAACAGUAACUGCUUCUAAUUAUUUAUUGUUGCUACAAUUAUGAUCCGUAUUGUUGCAGUAAUGUCAUGCAUAAUCAGAAAUGGACAGGCAGAGAUUAUGAAAAAAAAAAUUCUCUAAUUGUCUUUUCAGCAGUUAGUGUUUUAAUAUAUGAUCAUAAAGACAACUUUGUUAAAAGGAAAACUGUGUAGGAAUUUCUCCCAUCUAGCGGUGAAAUUGUAUUUUAGUGCUCUCUAGCGUCUUGCUUUUUCAAAUGUGUGUUGCAACUACAGUAGCUGUUAUGUACCAAGAAGCUAUUAUUCCCUUUUCUCCUUCUCCUGAUUCCUUCUAUAAAGUGCAGUGCACGCUUUCAUCUCCUCCGUUUCAGCUGGUUUCAGUCACGUGAUGCUCUCAACCAAAACGUGUUGUGGAUUAGCUAGACAGGUAUGAUAGUGCUUUAUUUAUAUAAAAAGUCUGGUGGCUUUGAAGAGAGCACAUGGGUUAAGGUGUCCAUUCUCAGGAAUUAAUGUCCAAUUAGAGUCCAUUAAUGACCUUAUAAUGGACACACUGAAGAGCAUUAACAUGCUUUUUUAAGACCACUAAUUUAUAUUUGCAUGCGUUUUGCAAUCAAAAUAAGGUUUUUACAAUACGUCUGUUUUCUUGGUAACACCUGAGGGUUUGACUCAUACCUGGAACAUUCUUUCCCAUCCAGUACGCCUGAAGUAGUAACUGGAUGUGAUGAUGUCUAAAUGUGAAACAAAGUCAGUUCAGAGGGGCAGGGAAACUCUUUCAGCUUGUAUGUUAGCGCCAUCCUGUGGUGUUCAGAGAACGAGGCACUGAAGGACUACACAGUAAAUAAAGAUAUUAAGAUGGUUUUUC